AUGACGGUCCGUGUUUUGUGUCUCCAUGGAAUGGGCACCGAUGCCUCCAUCCUGCGUGCCCAGUUAUCCCCAUCUCUGUCCCUCCUCCCUCCGUCUUACAGCUUUACCUUCCCUGACGCCCCGAUCCUCUGUGAUCCCUCCCCAGGCGUAGAGGAUUUCUAUAACGGCCCCUAUCGCUGCUGGUUCAAUACGCCCACCACGGAGAAGGUCGCCCAAGCAAACGCAUAUUUGAAAGAGUUUCUAACCCAGAGCGGGCCAUUCGACAUCGUUAUCGGAUUCAGCCAAGGGGCAGCACUGGCGGCAAGCCUCCUUUUGCACCAGAGGAUAGAAGACCCGAAGGCAGAACCCUGGUUCAAAGCUGCGAUAUUCAUUUGUUCGCCAUUGCCGUUUUUGUGCUACACGGAGUACGGGGUGGACGUCCGCAAGUACUUUGGUGUCCUCGGCCCACCUCUCCCCUCGAAGAGGCCUACCACGGUGCCCGACUAUCUGGUUGCGGAUGCGUAUUUCCGACGGAAUGACAAGGAUCUAGGCGGGGGUGACGGAGGCAGCGGAGGCAGCGGAGGCCAGUUCUACAAUAUGUUCCAUCCCAGUGUGGACCAAGUGCGGAUUAGUAUUCCCACAGUCCACAUCUACGGCCGAAGGGAUGACUGGCGGAGGCAUAGUAUGGAUUUGGUUGGAUUGUGCGAUCCACGACAUGUGCUUCAGUUCGAGCAUGAUGGUGGCCAUGAAGUGCCCCGGAGUGCUAGUGACGAGAUCUGCGAUCUGUACGAGGAGGUUGUUGCAAGGGCUGGGCUCUUCUAA
Messenger RNA from Aspergillus puulaauensis, 801 nucleotides. RefSeq lists its product as uncharacterized. Gene Ontology annotation, cellular component: cytoplasm; nucleus. The transcript has a single exon. NCBI's taxonomy places the organism in Eukaryota, Fungi, Ascomycota, Eurotiomycetes, Eurotiales, Aspergillaceae. Bases 1 to 801 code for a protein of 266 amino acids. The record is from RefSeq and is a predicted model, not a curated record.